CCGCGGCUGCGGCUGGCGGGGCCGCGGGGGCCCGCCGGCGAGGGCCGCCUCGAGGUGCUCUACCGGGGCCGGUGGGGCACCGUGUGCGACGACGGCUUCGACUUCCACGUGGCCACCGUGGCCUGCCGGCAGCUGGGCUACGCCGCCGCCGUCACCUGGACCCACAGUGCCACCUACGGCCAAGGGGAAGGCCCCAUCUGGCUGGACAACGUGCAGUGCGCGGGCGGCGAGGCCUCGCUGGCCGACUGCGCCCACAACGGCUGGGGCGUGAGCGACUGCCACCACGGCGAGGACGCCGGCGUGGUGUGCUCGGGACCGCGCCAGCCCCACGGCGCCCCCGAGGCCCCGGCCCCCGAUCUCCUGGCAGAGGCGCCGGGGCUGAGCCUGGAGGAGGUGCGCCUCAAGCCCAUCCUGGCCCGGGCCAAGCUGAGCGCGCCGGUGACGGAGGGCGCGGUGGAGGUGCGGCACGCCGGGCGCUGGAGGCAGGUGUGCGACGCCGGCUGGACCAGGAACAACAGCCGCGUGGUGUGCGGCAUGCUGGGCUUCCCCGGGGAGAAACGCGUCAACACCAACUUCUACCGGAAGCUCUGGAACACGAAGCUGAAGGACCCCAGCUCCAGCCUGAGGAACCUCAGCCGGCAGAACUCCUUCUGGGUGCACCGGGUGCAGUGCCGGGGCUCGGAGCCCCACCUGGCCCGCUGCGCCGCCCACGUGUCCCCGCCUGCCCCCCGGCAGCCCGCCUGCCCCCGCGGCAUGCACGCCGUCGUCAGCUGCCUGCCCGGCCCGGCCCCCCCGGCGGGCAAGCCGCCCCGCGGGGCUGCCUCGGCAAAGGGUGUGCCGGUGCGCCUGCGGGCCGGCGCCCACGCCGGCGAGGGCCGCGUGGAGGUGCUGCGCGACGGGCAGUGGGGCACCGUGUGCGGCAAGGGCUGGGACCUGCUGGCGGCCAGCGUGGUGUGUCGGCAGCUGGGCUACGGGACGGCCGAGCAGGCGCUGGUGGGAGCCCAGAUGGGCCAAGGCCUGGGGCCCAUCCACAUGAGCGAGGUGCGCUGCGGCGGCCACGAGCGCUCCCUGGGCGAGUGCCGCUUCCGGGACGCCGAGCAGAGCGGGUGCCGGCACGAGGACGACGCUGCCGUCCGCUGCCACGUGCCCCGCACGGACUUCCGGAGCCAGGUGCGGCUGGCCGGGGGCCGCAGCCCCGAGGAGGGCGUCGUGGAGGUGCUGGUGCCGGUGCGGGGGACGCCGACGUGGGGCGCGGUGUGCGGCGCUCAGUGGGGGCUGAACGAGGCCAUGGUGGUCUGCAGGCAGCUGGGGCUGGGCUUCGCCAGCCAUGCCCUCCAGGAGACCUGGUACUGGGCCGGCAGCCCCGAGGCCUCCGAGGUGGUGAUGAGUGGGGUGCGCUGCACCGGCACCGAGCUGGCCCUCCAGCAGUGCCAGCGCCACGGCCCCGUGCACUGCCCCACCGGCGGGGGCCGCUUCUCGGCGGGGGUCGCCUGCACCGCCCGCGCCCCGGACCUGGUGAUGAACGCCCAGCUGGUGCAGGAGACGGCCUACCUGGAGGACCGCCCGCUGGAGAUGCUCUACUGCGCCCACGAGGAGCGCUGCCUCUCCCAGUCGGCCGACCGCAUGCAGUGGCCCUACGGCCACCGGCGCCUGCUCCGCUUCUCCUCGCAGAUCCACAACCUGGGCAGAGCCGAUUUCCGGCCCCGCACGGGCCGGCACGCCUGGACCUGGCACCAGUGCCACCGGCACUUCCACAGCAUCGAGGUCUUCACCCACUACGACCUGCUGACGCUCAACGGCUCCAAGGUGGCAGAAGGCCACAAGGCCAGCUUCUGUCUGGAAGACACCAACUGCCCCGAGGGGCUGCAGCGGCGCUUUGCCUGCGCCAACUUCGGUGAGCAGGGCGUGAGCGUGGGGUGCUGGGACACGUACCGGCACGACAUCGACUGCCAGUGGGUCGACAUCACCGACGUGCCGCCCGGCAGCUACACCUUCCAGGUUGUGGUGAACCCCAUGCACGAGGUGGCCGAGUCGGACUUCUCCAACAACGUGAUGCGGUGCCAGUGCAAGUACGACGGGCAGCGCAUCUGGAUGCACGGCUGCCACACAAGCGAUGCCUACGGCGCCGACGUGGUCAGCGAGCUGGAGCGACGGGAGCGCCUGGCCAACAACCUCGUGUGA
Molecule: messenger RNA, 2181 nt
Organism: Rhea pennata
Lineage: Eukaryota; Metazoa; Chordata; Aves; Rheiformes; Rheidae
Gene: LOXL4
Product: lysyl oxidase like 4
Exons: 14
Biological process (GO): collagen fibril organization; peptidyl-lysine oxidation
Cellular component (GO): membrane
Molecular function (GO): copper ion binding; DNA ligase activity; protein-lysine 6-oxidase activity
Source: RefSeq, a predicted model, not a curated record